This is a messenger RNA of Ciona intestinalis (vase tunicate), 2846 nucleotides long. The record is from RefSeq and is a predicted model, not a curated record. NCBI's taxonomy places the organism in Eukaryota, Metazoa, Chordata, Ascidiacea, Phlebobranchia, Cionidae.
GAAAUCAAAUAUUGAUACACCUUAUAUAGUGGACUCUUAGAGCAAAAAUGGACGCCAACAAAAUCGUCCAAUUUCACAACUGUCGGAUCCUAAGAAACCACCGUCUUAUUUGGGACGACCUCUGGGUCAGGAAUGGCAUCAUACAAAAUCCAAGACUUCUGUUUUUCGAAGAGAAAAAAGGCUCCGAUAUUAAAAUUGACUGUAAAGGAAAAAUUUUAUCGCCUGGUUUUAUAGACCUUCAAAUUAACGGCGGUUUUGAAAUCGAUUUUUCAUCGAACGUUGAAAAUGUGGAAUUUGGAGUUCAAAAGGUCGCAAAGGGGUUGUUACAGUAUGGCGUCACGUCUUUUUGCCCGACGAUUGUCACUUCACCUUCGCAUAUUUACAAAGCAAUUUUGGCGAAAAUUCAGCCGAAAAAAGGGUCAAAAAACGGAGCCGCUAUUUUGGGCGUACAUUUAGAAGGACCUUUUAUAUGCCAUGAGAAAAAAGGCGCGCACCCGGAAAAAUUUAUCCGAAAAUUAACUGGUUGCGAUUCUGUGCUUGAAGUGUAUGGUGAUCUAACUAAUGUAAAAAUCGUUACAUUAGCGCCAGAGCUCGACAAUGCCUGUGAGGUGAUCAAAAUGCUCUCGGAAAAAGGAGCGAUACAACAGCAGUAUUGGAGAAACUACACUCAUGGUUUUGGUUACAUCUAUUCAGUCAAUGCUAUUACUUGGUUCAUUGGCUGGAGCAAUGUCUGCACAUUUAGCAGUCACAAAUUUUAGUCGACGAGGAAGUAUGGUUUUCACCCAUAUUACAAACAUAAUAUCAUGCAUUCUUAUGGGACCUGUGGCAGUUUACUUCAAAACGUACGAAAGCCUCAUUGCAGGGCGUUUUUUAUGCGGUUUUGCUCGAGGAAUUGGCUUCACAGCCGCACCGUUGCUCAUUUCUGAAACUACAGUACAUCGCUACUUAGGAAAACAUUUAAGUAUAUCCGGACUAGUGGUACCACUAGGAUAUGCACUGGGAAACGGUAUAGGUCACCCUCUUGUACUGGGUGGGGAAAAUACAUGGCCAUUUUUGGUAUGUGUGCCUAUACUCUUCUCAAUGGUGUAUUUACUAAGCGCGCAUUGGCUCCCCCAAACUCCUGGCUGGCUGAUCAAAAACGGGUUUCGAAGAAAAAUCAUUAAGACUUCUAAAAAAGCUAAGAAAGUCUACACUAGCGAACAUGAAAGCAGAAUUCAAUAAUUUAUCAAAAGAAAUCGAACUAGACACCACUUUAACGGAAGCCUCUUUCUGGGAAAUGGUGAAGAUACCGAAAUAUCGGCAGCAGUUAAUAUGUACAGUUUUGGUUAUGGGGAGUCUACAGACCACUGGAAUUUCUGCUGUUGCUUUGUACUCAAAUAGGAUAUUCCACACAGCAGGAGUGCAAGGGAACAACGCUACAUAUGCUUCUAUAGGUAUGCACUUGAUCACAUUUUGCGUGACUUUAUUUUUUGCUCAAAUCCUGCGAAAAAUCGGGACCAAAAAACUCCUAAUUUUCGGCCUAGCAAUCGGUGCGUGCUCUCUUGUUUUCCUGGUCAUUUUCAUAGCGCUACAAGGCCACAGCGCUGUUCUACCGUACUGUAGCGUAACUGCAUUAAUAAUCUACACAACUGCUGUUAUGGGCGGACCUGGAAUUGCUUUUGUGGCCCUACCGUCGCAGUUAACUACACAAACCACAAGACCAACCGCAUUGUACGCGUCUGCUGCCACGUAUUGGUUGACGGGGACUAUUGUUUCGUUCGUGUUUCCCUUCUCUAGCGCCGCUUUCGGCGAGUAUGCGUUCUUACCCUUUGUUGGGGUAACAGUUUUACAGAUCAUGUUUGCAUGUCAAAAAGUUCCGAGUACUCGGCGAAAAUCGGUCAUUGAAAUUCAGGACCGUUUUAACCGAAGAUCUUCAAAAUGCCGAGGCUCGAAGGACUCGGGUAUUGUGGUUAGGUCUUUAAUGCGGGAAGACUCGAAUCCCAUUGAGCCAUAAAACAUAAUAACCUUAUAUGCCUAAAGUAUAAGCUAAAAUGGUCCUAUAUAAAAAAAAAAUGAAAAACUGGAGUGGUCUUAUAUUGGGCAUAAUAUAACAUAUAAUACUGUGGGGUAAGAUGGAUACCAUUAUUACCUAAAUCCCGUAUUUUCUAAUCGUGUUUUUAACAAUUAACCACGUUAUUUUAGAGUCGUGAGGAUAUGGUUAUAUAAUUCUUCUAAUAUUUUUUAUUUACUACAAUUUGGUCGCUGCAUUUUUAGUACAUGUAUUUUUUACAGCUUUAAAAAAGGAAAUACUUUCGGUAUAAUUUUAAGUAUGUAAUCGUUUUUUCAUUGUAUGUGUUUUGAUUUCAGUAUUAGAUUCGUAUUUAUAUGAAAUACCCUUUAACUGUUAAUUUUAAUACUUCUACGUAGUACUGUAUACUCGUAAUUUUUAAAGUGUCUUUUUAUGCAAUUUUAAAAGGCAUAUUAUAGUACUGUGGGGAAGAUGGGACACCUUUAGCACAUAAUAUUCAAAUACCCUGAUCGUGUUUUAAACAAUUAACAACGGUCCAUGGGAGUCGUGAGAAUGCGGUUUUAUAAUUCUUUGAAUGUUCUUUGUUUACUACGAAAUGGGACGAUGAAAUGGAAUAAAAAAGUGUCCCAUUUUCUCCCACUUAUAAUUCAGUAUUAGAUUAAUAUUUAGUACAAAAUAUCAAAUUUUAACUUUUAAUUUUAAUACUUUUAUGUGGUACUGUAUACUUGUGAUUGUUAAAAUGACUUUUUUAUGCAAUUUUUAAAAGCAUAUUAUAAUUCUAAUUUGAAAUCGUUUUUUUAGCGUCGAAAGUACAACAGAAUACAGACUAAUUUUAAAA